Oldenlandia corymbosa var. corymbosa is the source of this 1230-nucleotide messenger RNA. The record is from the annotation of a GenBank genome assembly. Lineage: Eukaryota; Viridiplantae; Streptophyta; Magnoliopsida; Gentianales; Rubiaceae.
AUGAUUGUGAAUUGCGAGCCCAGCGACCUUAAUUCCAACGACACGAGCUCCAAAUCGAUUAGCGAGACGGUGAAUGGCUCUCACAGUUUCACCAUUAAAGGCUACUCCCUCGCCAAGGGUAUAGGACCCGGCAAGUACAUAUCCAGCGACACUUUCAGCGUCGGCGGUUACGAUUGGGCGGUUUACUUCUACCCUGAUGGAAAGAAUAUCGAGGAUUCCUCCAUGUACGUUUCGGUGUUCAUCGCGCUGGCCAGCGAGGGUACCGACGUCCGGGCGUUGUUUGAACUCACGCUCUUGGACCAGAGCGGGAAGGGUAAGCACAAAGUUCACAGCCAUUUUGAUCGUGCCUUGGAGAGCGGCCCUUAUACUUUGAAAUACAGAGGAAGCAUGUGGGGCUACAAGCGUUUCUUUAGAAGGACCAGUUUAGAAACCUCUGACUACCUGAAGGAUGACUCCCUUGCGAUGCAUUGUACUGUUGGAGUUGUUAAAACCCGUGUCGAAGCACCAAAGCAGUAUAGCAUUGCUAUUCCACCAUCAAGCAUGGGACAUGAUCUCAAGAACUUGCUUGAAUCUGAAAUGGGCUGUGAUAUAAAGUUUCAGGUCGGUGAUGAGACAUUCAAGGCUCAUAAGUUGAUACUUGCUGCUCGCUCUCCUGUUUUUAGAGCUCAAUUUUUCGGACUCAUUGGAGAUCCUAAUGUAGACAAAGUAGACGUCGAAGAUAUAGAACCUUCCAUCUUCAAGGUUAUGCUCCAGUAUAUUUACUCUGAUAGCCUCCCUGAUCUACAUGAGAUCACUGGAUCGACAUCCAUAUGCACGUCUACCAUCAUGAUGCAGCAUCUCCUGGCUGCUGCUGAUCGGUAUGGUUUAGAAAGGUUGAAACAGUUAUGUGAAGCAAGAUUGUGUGAAGAUAUCAACGCUGAUACCGUAGCAACAACUCUUUCCCUAGCUGAAUUACAUCAUUCUGCACAGCUCAAAGCCAUGUGCUUGAAAUUUGCAGCAACAAACUUGGGAGCGGUUAUGCAGUCAGAUGGUUUCAAACAGUUGGAAGAGAGCUGUCCCUCGCUGUUGUCUGAGUUGCUGGAAACAAUAGCAUUGGUUGAUGAUAAGCCAAACUCAAUCUCCGGUAAGAAAAGAAGCGGUAGCAGUAUAUUCGGGCUAGACUUGGCAGGUGAUGGUGGUGCCGCAGAGUCGGUGAAUCCCCACAUCAGGCGUGUUCGGAGGCGGGUGUAA